Molecule: messenger RNA, 978 nt
Organism: Besnoitia besnoiti
Lineage: Eukaryota; Apicomplexa; Conoidasida; Eucoccidiorida; Sarcocystidae
Product: SAG-related sequence
Exons: 1
Coding region: 1-978 (325 amino acids)
Cellular component (GO): membrane
Source: RefSeq, a predicted model, not a curated record
AUGGGCGGUACUGUCAGGAUGCUGGGCCUUACCACAGUUGUCGCAGUUCUGUGCGUGCUGCCUGUAAACGGGGACGAAGCAGUCUCGGGUGGAACGGUUGUGGUCCAUGAUGUGACCCCCACUUCAUGCAAAGAUGGGAAACUUGAGUUGCCGUUACCAGCCAAACAGGAGAAACUGGUUUUCAAGUGUGGCGAUUCACUUUCUCACCUCAACCCCUCCGACGCUGGCUACGUCUACCAGGGAGAGACCGCGUCUAAGGAGUCGAAAAAGCUUAUGAGCGAGGUAAUCUCCGGGGCAAGUCUUCAAAGUAAGACUCCAGCUGAAAAUCAAAAUACUCUCGCUGUCCCCAGCGACCGCAGGCCUGAUCAAGGAGUAAAGGUGACAUUCAUUUGCCAGAAGGAUCCCGUUCAGGGAGACCCGAUCAAGCCUUCCGAAAACACGUGCACGGUAACUGUCAACAUCGAGGGCAAAAAACAGCCCGAGAAAGAAGAGGAAAAACCAUCAGGCGAAGAAGGCAAGGCGGACACGCCCUCACCGGCAGAGACCCACACAUGCUCUGCGGGCAAAGUGGAAGAAAUUUCAGUCUCCAAAGCGACAACCGAAGUGAAGAUGAAAUGCCCCCACGGUCUCACCUUCAAGCCCGUCGAAGCAUGCCACGCAUAUGCGGCCAACUGCCAGGACAGCGUGCCUCUGAAGUCCCUACUCACGGGAGCUGAGAGGAAGGACGCCGGUGACAUCCACACUUUGAGUGUUUCCAUCCUCCCCGAGGGCUCUGAGUCAAAAGUUCUUUGCUACCGUUGCGACGCUGGCGACGCUGGUGCCGGCAAGACGAAAGAGCAAGAAUGUCAAUUCCGAAUUACUGUUAAGGGUGCUGAUUCAGUUGAUUCAGGGGUUGAUCUAGUGGCUGUGCGGACGGGUGUCAGUCUGUCGAUGGUCGGCGCAUUCGUUGCCGUCGUGUCUGAGAUGGUUUCCGAGUGA